Anguilla rostrata (American eel) is the source of this 1163-nucleotide messenger RNA. RefSeq lists its product as uncharacterized. The record is from RefSeq and is a predicted model, not a curated record. Bases 456 to 1148 code for a protein of 230 amino acids. Lineage: Eukaryota; Metazoa; Chordata; Actinopteri; Anguilliformes; Anguillidae. The transcript has 2 exons.
CUGGCUACUCGACAGAGACCGCACUCCUCUCGGUCAGUGAGUCGCUUCACGCCGCACAAGCAGCCUCCCAUUCAUCCAUCCUGAUCCUCCUAGACCUUUCUGCUGCCUUCGACACAGUCGACCACCCCAUCCUCCUGCCCUCCCUGGCAGCUAUGGGGAUCUGUGGCACAGCACUAAACUGGAUCGAGUCCUACCUCUCCUGUCGCUCCUUCCAAGUCGCCUGGGCCGGUGCAGUAUCGGCACCUCGCCCCCUUGCCACAGGAGUUCCCCAGGGCUCAGUCCUUGGUCCCCUCCUGUUCUCCCUGUACACCCAAUCUCUUGGUCCUGUAAUCUCUGCCCAUGGUCUGUCUUAUCAUUGUUAUGCCGAUGACACCCAACUCUUUCUCUCCUUCCCCCCCUCUGACACACAGGUCUCCGCUCGCAUCUCUGCUUGCCUGAGGGACUUCCAGAGCUGAAUGGAUAACCACCAUCUUAAGCUGAACCCAGGGGACACCGUGGUGUCAUCAUCACCCACUGCCAAAAACCUCGGAGUGGUGAUGGACAACAGACUGUCCCUCUCCCAGAACAUCGCGGCGGUGAGUCGAACGUGCAGGUUCUUCCUGUACAACAUCCGGAGAAUCCGUCCCUUCCUCACCACCUACGCAACCCAGCUCCUGGUUCAAGCGAUGGUCCUGUCCCGCCUGGACUACUGCAACUCGCUGCUGGCUGGUCUGCCAGCAUCCGCCAUCAGACCCCUGCAGCUCAUCCAGAAUGCUGCAGCUCGUCUGGUCUACAACCUCCCCAGACAUUCCCAUGUCACCCCCCUGCUCACUGACCUCCACUGGCUGCCUGUUAUGGCUCGCAUCAAAUUUAAGACUUUGGUGCUUGCAUACCAGGCAGCUAAGGGGUCAGCACCAGGAUACAUCCAGAGGAUCAUCAGACCCUACACACCAGCCAGACCUCUCCGUUCUGCCACCUCUGGACGCUUGGCACCUCCCCCUCUUCGUGUCUGUACUUCCCGUUCGCGUCUGCUGCCUGUCCUGGCCCCUCACUGGUGGAAUGACCUUCCCGUGCCGGUCAGAACAGCAGAGAAUCUGACUACCUUCAAACGCAGACUAAAGACUCAUCUCUUCAGGCUGCACCUCUCCCCACCCCUCCCUAGCCUCUAGUUUAGCUCUACUCUA